AUGGGUGUCAUCCCUCUCUCGGAUCCUCCGUCCCUCGCCCUGUCCACUCUAUCCACCCUCCUCGGCUGGGCGUAUACCUUUGCCUGGUCAGCCUCGUUCUACCCGCAAGUGAUCCGCAACUUUACGCACAAAUCGACCAUCGGUCUCUCCACGGAUUUUGUCGUCCUCAACGCGGUGGGUCACUCUUCCUACCUUUUGUACAACACUCUCUUGUUGUUCUAUGGACCGGUUCGACGGGCGUAUCGACAUGCCCAUGGGGGGAGGGAAAACGUAGUCCAACUCAACGACUUUAUCUUUUCCCUUCACGCCACGUUACUCGCUCUCAUCACCCUCGCUCAGUUCCUGCGCUAUCGAAAAGCCCACCAAGGAGUAUCGCGCACCGUCUCCCUCUCUUUGGCUGGAGCACUCACCGUAGCUGUCUUCCUAGCGGGCGCAAAGAGGUUGAAACUCGUCAACUGGCUCCACAUCGUCAACGCCGCUUCCACCCUCAAACUCGUGAUAACACUCACCAAAUAUCUGCCGCAGAUCAAACUCAACGCCGACCGAGAAAGCACCAAAGGGUUCAGCAUCGAAAACAUCCUCCUCGACCUCACCGGCGGGCUGCUCAGCCUGGCACAGUUGGGCGUGGACGCAGUGUGGAUCCAGGGCAGCUGGAGCGGUGUCGCGGGAGAUUGGGGCAAAUUGGGAUUGGGUCUGUUGAGCAUUGCGUUUGAUGGCGUGUUGAUCUGGCAGCACUACGGCGUGUAUGGGGCCGUGGAGGUGGAUGAGGACGAUGAGAGGGAGGAGACGCCGGAUGGGACGGGCAGGAGGAGGAGCGGGUACGGAAGUUUGGCUGGGUCCAGACAGGCCAGUUACAGCUCGAGAAGGGCGAACCAGGAUGGCGAGACGGAAGAUUCGGCGUUGCUCAGAUAG
This is a messenger RNA of Kalmanozyma brasiliensis GHG001, 912 nucleotides long. Its product is annotated as Lysosomal cystine transporter. Bases 1 to 912 code for a protein of 303 amino acids. Gene Ontology annotation, biological process: L-cystine transport. The record is from RefSeq and is a predicted model, not a curated record. The transcript has a single exon. Gene Ontology annotation, cellular component: fungal-type vacuole; vacuolar membrane. Gene Ontology annotation, molecular function: L-cystine transmembrane transporter activity. NCBI's taxonomy places the organism in Eukaryota, Fungi, Basidiomycota, Ustilaginomycetes, Ustilaginales.